AGGUAAAGGGGAAAAUGUGUAUUUUCUAUUUCCUACAGACCUAAAUAAUCAUCAAUUAAGAGUCUAGAGAAAAACGCAGAUAAAACGAGUAAAAUGUAGAAACUGGAACAUUCAUCUCUAGAGACAGUUUUAGAAAUAUAGAACAAUUAUUUGCCAUACUUUCAUGGUAGACUUUUUUUAUGCAUUCUUGAGAUGUGUCUGCACUUAUAAGAAGUAAGUGUAGACGUCGUCUUAGAUUUUGUUCUCAUUUAAUUCCGCCAAUCUCAUCUAAACUAGUUUCCAUCCAACCUAAUGAAACCUGUUAUUGGAAAAUUAAUCUCUCGAGCUAAAUGACGAUUCGUCUCUAUGUCCAAUCCACAUACGGCUUGCGUAGAAAGGCGUAAGAAGAUAAACAAUUUUUUUUAAUGCAAGAAACGCGUUUCGUGAGGAAAAACACUGGAUGAUACACUUUUUUUAAUCUCGCUUUGGCUAUAUAAACUAAAUCCGCCAUCAGCCGAUCACAGUUUCGAAAUCCGCAAAGGGCGCAAUGUUCGCUAGGAACUUGGUGCUUUUGCUCGUACUAAGUGCGUCUCUGGCCGACGAUGCUACGAAAGGUGAUCGCGGUGACUUCAGGAAGUCGUUGUCGAGGGACUGCGACAAGUCCUACUCGCCGACAUGCCUCAAACUGGAUAUAGUGUCCUGGGUCGACAAGCUCAACGAAGAAGACAAUUACAGUGUGCUUCCCGGAGUGUCAGUGGUGCGCGAAGCGUCGGGGGCGCGGGCGAACACGGCCGACAUCGUCGCCGAGCUCGCCAGGGACUUCCCCAACGACCCGGACGCCCGGCUGGACGGCUUCCUCGUCAAGAAGGUGGCCGACUACCUCAACGGGCACUCGCUGCGAUUGAACCUGUGGAACAGGCGCGGCGAGGCGCAGGCUAGAGGAGGCGGAGGCGGCGGCGGCGGCGGCGGAGGCGGCGGCGGCAAGAAGGGCGGCGGCGGUCUGGAGUACGUGUUGGCGGCCGGCGCGAUGAUGAAGGGCACGCUGAUGGCGCUGGCGUUCGGGGGGCUGGCGGCGAUCGCGGGAAAAGCAUUGAUGACGGGGUUGAUUUCGCUGCUGCUUUCGGCGAUCAUCGGAUUGAAGAGUUUGACCCAUCAUGGGCACAAGUCAACAACGUACGAAGUCAUCUCCAAGCCCAUUUACACCCACGCGAAUACGCAUUCGGUGUCGCAUGAAGAGCAUGGAGGAGGAGGAGGACAUUAUGGACACUCCUCCUAUGGAAGGAGUUUCGAUAUGCCACUACCUCUGGGGCUGCAGGAAGACUACAAGCCACCACAAUAACAUGUACAAACUAUUUAUUGCCAUUUGUUAUUUAUUUGUCUUAUUUAUUUUUCUGUCUGUUUUCUCCAAUAAAUUAUGUGUCUGUUA
This is a messenger RNA of Zophobas morio, 1405 nucleotides long. RefSeq lists its product as uncharacterized. Gene Ontology annotation, cellular component: membrane. The transcript has a single exon. The record is from RefSeq and is a predicted model, not a curated record. NCBI's taxonomy places the organism in Eukaryota, Metazoa, Arthropoda, Insecta, Coleoptera, Tenebrionidae. The coding region runs from base 527 to 1318 and encodes 263 amino acids.